Molecule: messenger RNA, 862 nt
Organism: Gadus macrocephalus (Pacific cod)
Lineage: Eukaryota; Metazoa; Chordata; Actinopteri; Gadiformes; Gadidae
Product: myoD family inhibitor-like
Exons: 3
Coding region: 84-833 (249 amino acids)
Source: RefSeq, a predicted model, not a curated record
AGGAAGGAGGCGUCCCUCCUCUCACCCCACCCUGGCCCUCUCCGGCCCUCCCCAGGGGGUUUGAGGGCCCCUUGGCUGUGCUGAUGAAUCACCAGAGCGAGUCGCCUCUUAACCAGGCCGGCUUCACCCAGCACGAGGACACGGCCCAGUGCUCUAGGUGUAGAGGACGCGUGCGCUGGCCGUCAGGAUGUUUCCAUGGAGACGGAGGGGUGGGUGACGUCGUGAACAGGGGAGACAUGUUACCGAGGGAACCCUCUUCAGAGGUCGCCGACCACCCAAGGGUGGGAGGGAGCGAUUCUACCCGAGCAGCCCAGCGUGUCGACGGGGCGACCCCACCUCCAGCUCCUCUAGGGGGGGUGGUGGAGGUCCGUAGAGGACCCAGGCUGGUCCUCCCAGAGCCCUGUACACACUGCGGACAACCCGUGCCCCCCACGACUACGGCGCCCCGGCCUUCUGGACCCCCGACCUCAGCGCUACACGGCUCCAACCAAUCGGUGAGCGGCAAGAGGGGCCGGGGUGGGGACAGUCGGUCCCCAUCCACCGCUGAGGCUACGGACAACGCCUCCUUCCUGGGCCUGCUGCUGGCCUGCCUCUCGUGCCAGUGCUCCGUGGUGCUGCUGGGUCUUCUGGAGGCGUGCUCCGCCUGCCUGCACCACCUCUGCGCCUGCUGCUGCCACUGCUGCGCCCCGUGCUGCGCCGAGGCGUGCGACGCGCCGGCCGAGGCGAUCGGCUGCCACGCCCACUGCCACGCCGUGGUGUUCGAGUCCUGCUGCGAGUCCACCGAGUGCCUGGAGUUCUGCCUGGACUGCUGCCUCAUCUGCCAUCACAGCUGACCCCCCCCCUGUCCCGUGGCAAUCGGAGC